This is a messenger RNA of Drosophila willistoni, 1374 nucleotides long. RefSeq names its product palmitoyltransferase ZDHHC6. The transcript has a single exon. Gene Ontology annotation, cellular component: Golgi apparatus. NCBI's taxonomy places the organism in Eukaryota, Metazoa, Arthropoda, Insecta, Diptera, Drosophilidae. Bases 50 to 1255 code for a protein of 401 amino acids. The record is from RefSeq and is a predicted model, not a curated record. Gene Ontology annotation, molecular function: palmitoyltransferase activity. Gene Ontology annotation, biological process: protein palmitoylation.
CAACAGCUAUAACUAGUUACUACUAUACGGGUAAAAUUAUUGUAUAUAUAUGUACAUAUAUAUCUGUUCCCAUUUCGAGAUGGUAAACGAUUUGAAACGUUUCCUGCACUGGGGUCCAAUCACAUUUUUCAGUCUUUUAAUAUGCGUUAGCUGGACUACAUUGCAUAUGAAUAGCAUGCUAUGGCCACCAAAUGAAUCUUUUGCUUCCAUGGCUAAUCUGGGUAUAUAUUUGGCCUCUAAUAUGAUGACAUUGCUAAAUUUUAUACGAGCUGUGACCGCCGGACCGGGUUACUUGCCAAAGAAAUGGCAACCGAAGCAUAUAAAUGAAAUGAAAUUUUUGCAAAUAUGCAAGGCAUGCGAUGGUUAUAAAGCACCACGUUCCCAUCAUUGCCGACGCUGUGAUCGUUGUGUAAAGAAGAUGGAUCAUCAUUGCCCCUGGAUAAACAAUUGUGUGGGCUGGGGCAAUCAAUUGUAUUUCAUUUAUUUUUUACUUUACUUUGCUUUAACCAUGCUCCAAGCAUCCGUCAUUCUCUCUUUAGCCUUCUAUCGUGGACUAUUUCGACGGCAUUUCAUCUAUCAUGGCAUGCGGCAUUUGGCCACAAUCCGUUUAAAUAUGCUCAAUGCGAUGCUAACCAUGUUUAGUUUCGGUGUGGCCGUUGGCUCAAUUAUGGCCACCGGCAAAUUGGUCUACAAUCAAAUGAAAUCGGUAUUUACGAAUCAAACUGAAAUCGAACAGUGGAUAGUGAAGAAGGCACGUUUUCGUCGAGUCCUCAAUGCGAAGCACUCACAAAUGUUUCUCUACCCCUAUGAUCUGGGCUGGUUAACGAAUUUCAAUCAGGUCUUCGAUUGGGAUUUUCAACAACAUGGCGAUGGCAUUGUGUGGCCAGUGCGUAAGGGAUGCGAUCAGUAUACCCUAACGCGUGAACAAUUAUCACAGAAGCUGGAUAAAUUGGCACGAACACGUAGAUAUCGUUGCAUUUACCCGGCGACUGGUCAUUGGAUGCCCAUUUGGUCACAGGGCCUAAUGACUGGCAUAUGCAUACCCUAUACUGAUGAUCCACGCAUAUGUCUAGAACCCAACGAUCUGGUGCAUGUGACUCGCAUUCAGGACUAUUGGCUUUACGGCGAACGUGUUCAACAGCCUAAUGAAAAGGAGCGUCGCAAAGGACCCAAACGAGGAUGGUUACCAAGUCGUUGUGUCAUCGAGGUGACUGACAAUGAUGAAUCAGCCGGCGGUGACGGUGAUGGGGAUUAACAUGAAUACGCUAGUAUCUGAGCCACAAUGAAAUUGUUUUGGGUCAGCCAACAUAAUAUUAAUCUCAUUGACUGCAUUUCAAUAUAUAUACAAUGUAUAUGUAUACAAAUAAAUAUAGU